Drosophila busckii is the source of this 2427-nucleotide messenger RNA. It is a transcript of the gene salto, whose product is annotated as putative leucine-rich repeat-containing protein DDB_G0290503. The record is from RefSeq and is a predicted model, not a curated record. Lineage: Eukaryota; Metazoa; Arthropoda; Insecta; Diptera; Drosophilidae. The transcript is spliced from 10 exons. Bases 145 to 2352 code for a protein of 735 amino acids.
CAGUCAAUUCCAAUCUAUACAUCGGUGAGUUUCGUAUUUCGAAAUUAUACAUUUUUUAUUUCGACAGGCAAAGAACACUGACGUCUUUUGUUUUUAAUUGACACACACACACACAAACAAAACUUCGGUAUACCAAGGUCCAAUAUGCAAAAUUACUCUGGUAUUUCACGUAAGGGAACUUUAAGUAGCAGGGGUAGAUAUGCUUCAAAUAGAAUCGCAGCUGGUGCCGCUGGCAGUGGCAGUGGCAGAGGCAGAGGCAGAAGCGUUUCAUCAAAUGCACUUUUGACCAAAGAUGUCAGUUUAUCGUCUUCAAAGCUGUCCUUGCAUUCGGCACAAUUGCCCAGCUCAGAUGAUACCAGCGCUUCAACACCCGACACUAUUAUAAACGUCGACUGCGAUGCACUAGAGCAGGAGGCGCAAUCGGAGCCAGCUGAUAAAAGCGCUGACAAGCCCAAACCACGCAGCACAUUCACCAAGCCACGCAUGAAUCGCUCCACAGCAAUGCGCAUACAAAGAUCGCAGAACAACAAUCAACAGCAGCAGGAUGCCUUGGAUAAAGGGGCAGCUGUUCAAAAUAGUUUGCCGUCACCACGCGUUAAAAAGCUGGAGAUUAAAACGCCCAGUGCUUGCUCCAUGAACAACUCAGAGGCAGCUCCCAUUACUGUGCGCUGCCCCUCACCCUGUCCCAAGCCCAAGCCCACAAUUUGUCGCGAAAAAGUUUUGACGCCCAAAAAGUUGCCAUUGAUAAGAAGAGCUAACAAACCAGAUGCUCUGGAGCUGUGUCCGCGUCCAGUUGAAAGUUUGCACAAGCGCCUGGAGCAAUUGCAGUCUGAGUUUUUGAAGCAAGUGCACAGCAGCGAGUGCCACGCCUACAAAGGACAUAUGCACUGCAGCUAUAAGAUGAUAACAAUGAUCCAAAAUGACGACUGCCGUCUGCUUGUAGAUAAGGACGAGCUGCGGGACUUGCCCAGCAAUUUACCCGUUGAAUCUAUAGCGGAUCUGAAGCGCAAGUGUCGUCAAGUCUUUGAAGCUGGCUGCAAUGCUCUAUUGGAUCUUAUAUGCAAGGAACAGAACAACUCUGAGUACACACGUGAGCAGCUGCAAGCCAAGCUAGAAGCUGAAGUGAACACUCGUCUGGCCGCCAUUAAUACCAAAAUCGAUAGCAUGGGUGGCAAGAAUCCGGUGGAGCAAUAUUCGCAACGUCAGCUAAAGGAGCUGCGCAGCAUUAAUGAGCAACAGUCCGCCAAGGUAACCACGCUGGAGACACAAAUCUUGGAGUCUAAAAAGCUGCUGGAAGCCUCGCGCAAGCAAAACAAAGACCUGGCGCUGGAUCUGGCGGAAAACAAUCGCGUGCUGCAAGAUAGAAAUCAAUGUGCCGAGGAUUUACGCUUGGAAAUCAAGCAGCUUAAUAAAAUCAACAAAGUAAUGCAGCAGCGUCUGAAGGAAAGCGAGGAACUGCUGGAGCAAAAGGGUGUAACGGAAUUCAAGCUGCAGGAGGCGCUGCAGCAGCUGGACGAGAUGACAACCCAAAAGGACAGCCUAAUGCUUAGACUGAGUGCCAAGGAGAAACUGUGUGCUGAUGGGCAGCAGCAGCAGAAGCAACUGGAGACGCUCAGGCAGCAAUUGGAGACGCACAAAGAGUUAAAGGAACAGCAUCCAAUUGCUUUGGCUAAGAUUGUAGAGCUGCAGUCGGAGUUGGAUUUGAAAACGCAGCAAUUGGAGUCGCACUUGCAAACGGAGCAGCAGCUGCGCUUGGAGCAGCAGCAGGCAUUGGAGCAACUGAUACUCUCUGAAUCAAAAUUGCACAAGCUGGAGGAGCAAAUUGAGCAUCAUCGCCAGGUGCUGGCGGUGCGUGGUGAGCGCAUUCACUUUCUGGAUCAAGAGCUGAAGCAGCGCGAGGAGGCCGCGAAUCGCAAAAUCAGCGAAAUGAUGGGACAGGCCAGUGAUAAAAAUACAAUUAUUACGCAGAUCAAGAACGAGCUGGCAUCCACCAAUGAGCAGUUCCAAAACCUCUGCUCUACACUCAGCGUUAAGCAGACCAAGCUGCAUAGUCAGGAGCACGUCAUCAAAUUGCUGGAGGAAAGCAAUGCUCGAAGCAUUAAGCUCCAUACCAAGCUCGGCGAAAAGAACUCACUGCUCAAGGAGGAAGUGGAGAAUCUGAGGCGUACUGUUCGCAUCUAUGUGAAAAUUAUAAUUGGCAACAAUGGGCGCAACAUUUUUGAGCCGGUUCCAACUCAUGAGGCGUUGCUUUUGCGUUAUGAACAACAUAACAUCAAUAACCACAGCAAGGACAGCAACAAGAAUAACAACAACACCAACAAUGAUGAUAAAAAUAAUAAUAACGAACCAUAAUUAAGCUGAAAAUUAUGAAAUGCAUGAAAUUGAAGCGCGCUUUUUCUAAUUCAAAGUUUCAAAUGUUUAUAGUUA